Messenger RNA from Ostrinia furnacalis (Asian corn borer), 1537 nucleotides. Its product is annotated as sodium-dependent neutral amino acid transporter SLC6A17. Gene Ontology annotation, cellular component: plasma membrane. Lineage: Eukaryota; Metazoa; Arthropoda; Insecta; Lepidoptera; Crambidae. The coding region runs from base 452 to 1537 and encodes 361 amino acids. The transcript has 5 exons. Gene Ontology annotation, biological process: sodium ion transmembrane transport; amino acid import across plasma membrane; nitrogen compound transport. Gene Ontology annotation, molecular function: glycine transmembrane transporter activity; amino acid:sodium symporter activity. The record is from RefSeq and is a predicted model, not a curated record.
UCAGGAACUUCACCAACAUGGGCAUCGACUAAAAUGCCCGACCGCUAACCCUCACUAAUCUUGUCCACGAAAUGACCCUUGCUUCUACGGACGAGUGACAAAAAACCAACUCAUACUUAUGCACAGAGACGCUUCUAACGUCUUCAGGGAUUCCUUAAAACUACGCCAAAAGCUACUGCAAAGGACAACAACAUACUUUAAGGUGGCUGAGUUCGUAAAAAAAGACGCCAUCCGAUACUACACGUAUGACUACGAAAUACACCAAACCUAGUAUUAAAUAUUAUGAACAUAUUUAUAGGUAACGAUUAUCACUCGAAAAAUCUCGUUAAACUGAAAACUAUCGCUUGAAUAGACAAUAAUAAAUCUAAUUAGAUAAAUCGUCACGUAUCAAUUCCAUUGCCAUUGUAUUUAAGAAAACAAACGUCAAUUUUGCGCGCGUAAUAAAUCCAAGAUGGCGGCUAAGGCUGAGCCGAUUGGUCCGAGAAAUGGGCAUGAGUUGGCGCCUUUGAAUACGAGGGCAGAUGGGAGUGAGCGGCCCCAUGGGGUCACUAUAGUUCUUCAGGGGUCCCGGGGGUCCUUGCAGAGGGAUGCCCCGGACGAUCCGGACAGGGCGGCGUGGUCCGGGAAGCUGCAGUUCUUUCUGUCCAUCAUCGGGUACUCGGUCGGGCUGGGAAACAUUUGGCGGUUCCCGUAUUUGUGCCAGCAGAAUGGCGGAGGCGCCUUCCUGAUUCCCUUCAUGAUCAUGCUGAUCCUGGAAGGCAUCCCGCUCUUCCUGAUCGAGAUGGCCAUCGGGCAGAAGAUGCGUCUGGGUUCCCUGGGCGUCUGGAACACCAUCCACCCCUGGCUAGGAGGCAUUGGGAUCUCCAGCUGCGUGGUCACGCUGUUCGUGGCUCUGUACUACAACGUCAUCAUCACUUGGGUGUUCUUCUACCUGUUCAAUAGCAUCCGGCUGACAGCGGACCAGCUCCCCUGGGCCCACUGUCCCCAAGACAACGGGACAGCGGAAGAGGAGUGCACCAAGGCUACAGCGACGGUCUACUUCUGGUACCGCGAGGCUCUGGACGCAGCCCCUAGCAUUGAGGAGCCGGGCGUGCCUCGGUGGUGGAUCGUCCUCUAUCUGCUACUGGCUUGGAUUAUAGUCUUCUUCAUUGUGAUGAAGGGCAUCCAGAGCAGUGGGAAGGUGGUAUACUUCACGUCUCUGUUCCCGUACGUCGUGUUGACAAUCUUCUUCAUCAGAGGCAUCACCCUGCCAGGGUCGACAGACGGCGUCAUUCACAUGUAUAAGCCGAAGCUGGAAAUGCUGCUCCAACCUACAGUCUGGUUGGACGCAGCCACCCAAGUGUUUUACUCCUUCGGCCUGGCCUUCGGCUCGCUGAUCGCGUUCGGCUCAUACAACCCGCCCAACAACAACUGCGUGCGCGACGUGCUGCUGGUCUCCGUGUGCAACGCGCUCACCGCCAUCUACGCGUCCGUCGUCAUCUUCAGCAUCCUCGGGUUCAAGGCCUACACCAUGACGGAGCACUGCAUCGCCAAGUGA